Messenger RNA from Mugil cephalus (flathead mullet), 3448 nucleotides. RefSeq names its product sharpin and rbck1 related (gene shrprbck1r). Gene Ontology annotation, biological process: positive regulation of canonical NF-kappaB signal transduction; proteasome-mediated ubiquitin-dependent protein catabolic process; protein linear polyubiquitination. Gene Ontology annotation, cellular component: LUBAC complex. NCBI's taxonomy places the organism in Eukaryota, Metazoa, Chordata, Actinopteri, Mugiliformes, Mugilidae. The transcript has 15 exons. Gene Ontology annotation, molecular function: ubiquitin-protein transferase activity; ubiquitin binding. The record is from RefSeq and is a predicted model, not a curated record. Bases 379 to 2571 code for a protein of 730 amino acids.
GCGCAUCAGGAAGUGAAAGCAAACAAACACUGUCGUCGUGACCAUAUCAGACUACUACAUUAACCUUGGGUUCGGGACAGUAUGAGACCAGGGGAAGGUGUCGGGUUUCUCUACGCGGACUAAAAACAAGCGCCUGAAGCGAAACUUUUGUAAAAAAAAAAAAAAAAAACGAGGAAGAGAGAAGUGAAACCUCCACUUCGGACUUUAACGCACUUGCUUCCUGCUGUCAGUUCGGAAGCUGUUCAGUACUCGGGAGGCAAGAUACGCAAAUGUGUACGGACAUUUUUCGGGAGCCAUAGCGAGUCGGGGCAGAAGUUAAAACAAAACAACAACACUGGACCCCCGCGCGUUUGUUUUCUACAUGAGUCGCCCGGCAGGAUGUCGCUGAGCUCCGGGGCUUGGACUCAGAGCCCCGGCCACACGCCUCCGGACCAGCCCCCCGCCUCCGUCCCCGUCCCCGUCCCCGGCCACCAUGGGGCCUCGCUGGGUCAAGCUGGCUGUCAGACCGUGCUCAUGUCGGUUCGGGUGUCCGUGUGCCACUCCGGCAUUCGGCCUCUGUGUCUUCCCGGAGCAGGCGAUGAGUCACUCCGCCUGCAGCUCAGCAUGGACCCGGGGAAGUCCGGGGAAUUCCGGCUGUGUCUCCAGAGCAGCGGCGGCGGAGGCGGCGGCGGCGCAUGCCCGAGUGUGGAAGGUAUAGAGCUGACAGACCUACACAAGACCAUCGCUGAGUUUGACUUGCGGGCCGUGAACUACGAGGUGAAGUCGCCAAAGUGCCACGAGCUCAGCUUGGUGGCGCCGCCGCGCGACCGCAUCAGCUUCAACUUCCGCUGUGAGCAGGAGGCUCAGGAGUGGGCGACCGUGCUGAUGUCCUCUCUGAGAGAAGCGCACAGAGUUGCUCCUCCAGACGUCCCACAGCCAGCCCUCGAUGGUCUCCACUCUCACAACACUUUGUCUUUACAACGAACAGAGGAGACGUGCAUCGAGUUGACCAAAGCCAUAGAGGCGGGCGACAUGCAGUCGGCUUCUGUCUUUGCUGCUACGCUCGCUCGUCAACACGCGGCCCUGAAGAUCCAGCCCUCGACCAGAGACAGUGAGGACACCGAAAUCAGUUUGACUGUGGUAGUGGAGGACUCUUCCUCGUCCUGCUGUGUCACUGUGAAAGUCUUCCCACACAUGACGACCGCAUCGUUGAAGCAGCAGAUGUUUCUUGAGUAUGGCUUUCACCCACGGGUGCAGCGCUGGGUCAUCGGCCGGUGCUUAUGCGCCGACCAGCGGUCCCUCGCCUCGUACGGCGUCCGUCAGGACGGUGACACCGCCUUCCUGUACCUCCUGUCAGCCCGUCACGCUCGCUUGACCCGCCAAGUUCUCCAGCAGGACCAGGAGAGUGCCCUGCUCCUCAGUCCCACGUCGCUGUCUCCUCAAAACCCUUCGCUUCCUUCUACCUCUGCAAACGGUCCCUCAUCUCAGGAGUGGAGGCAUUACGCCACCCUUCCUGCUAGACUCCACACCAGCAGCAACAUUGGUGGGUCGGAGAGACAAAACAUUAGUCAGAUCAGAGAUCUCACUAACCUAGAGAUGCCGCAACUCAACGAAGCAUUGAGCCCCAACGCAGCCUCUGCACAGGGUUGGUCUUGUCCUUCCUGCACCUACAUCAACAAACCCACGAGGCCGGGCUGCGAGAUCUGCAGCACGAACCGCCCUGAGAGCUACGUGAUCCCGGGGGGGUACAGACCUGAUCCACUGGAGCUCAGACGAAUCCAGCAGGAGAAGGAGGCCAUCAGGCAGUACCAGCAGGCGAAGGAAGAGGAGCGGAUGGAGAACUUCGCCCGGCUGGUGAUGAUGGACGGUCAGGACCUGGUGCCUAAUCCCGAGCCUGUGGACUGUAGGAUCUGCUACAUGGAUCUGCAGCCAGGAGAGGGCGUCCUACUCAGGGAGUGUCUCCACUGUUUCUGCAAAGAGUGCCUGCGCUCGGUCAUCAUGCUGAGCGAGGAGCCCGAGGUGCCGUGUCCCUACAGAGACGACACCUACUCCUGCGCCCGCUCCCUGCAGGAGAGGGAGAUCAAAGCGCUGGUGUCCACGGACGAGUACGAGCGCUGGCUGCAGAGAGGCCUCUCGGUGGCGGAGUCUCGGUGUGAGGGCAGCUAUCACUGCGCCACCCCCGACUGUCUGGGCUGGUGUGUGUACGAGGACACCGUCAACGUCUUCCACUGCCCCGUCUGCAGGAAACACAACUGUCUCAUUUGCAAAGCUAUACACGAGGGGAUGAACUGUAAGCAAUACCAGGACGAUCUGGCAGCUCGAGCUAUAAAUGAUUCUGCAGCCUGGAGGACGACGCAUCUACUAAAGACCCUUGUGCAGUCAGGGGAGGCCAUGCACUGUCCACAGUGUGGCAUCAUUGUGCAGAAGAGGGAUGGUUGUGAUUGGCUGCGCUGCACUGUCUGUCACACUGAAAUCUGUUGGGUAACCAGGGGGCCCCGCUGGGGGCCGAAGGGUCCUGGAGACACCAGCGGGGGAUGUCGCUGCAACGUCAACAAGCAGAAGUGUCAUCCUAAAUGCCAGAACUGCCACUGAGCGUGUUCAGAGUGAAUAAGGGACAGAGCUUGAAAUAAACUAAUCUCUUAAAAGCAGUGAAAGAAGGAUCGGGGCUCUGGAAUGACUAAAUAUUGAGGCGUAUUUAGGAAAAAGCUGAGAGAUUCAUACAUUAAACACACACCUGGUCUUAUAACUGGAGUCAUUCUCAGCAAAUCUCUAACCGUCACGUGACGUCCCCCCUCGGCGUUUCACUGGAGUCACGGUGGAAAUAACAUUUUGAGAUUUAUUUCUGCGUCUCACAAUGUGGCUCGCGUGAUUUUUCAUCAUUCGGUCUCAAUGAAGCCGUCAGUGAAAAGUGGUUUAGGAGUUUGCGUGAAAAGAGUUUUAACUUAGGAUGCGUUUGGUGCCUUUUGAAAAAUGUUUGCACUGCAGAUGUAGCAAUACACUUGGGUUAUUUUCUGUUCGGACAGUUCGUUACACACCGUGAAGCAUUAAAUUAAACCGAAGUGGCCUUAUUGAUGUGCACAACAGUGGUUAGCAGGGUGUUUUCUCAAUAAUGUGAUAAAGUUCUUGUUUUGUUCUCAAUAUGCAACCAAACAAGCCUAUGGAGAGAUAUAUAUAUAGAGAGAGGAAGAGAGUAGUAUAUAUUUGUGUGUCUGGGUGUGUACCAAAGAUGAAACAAACAGUGGUGAUACUAUACAGUAUACUAACAGCUUUUAUGAAAAAACAGUUCUCGAAAGCUUUGUAUCUGUGGAAAUAAUUUGAACAUCUCAACCAGCUCGACUACACUACUGCCCAGAACUGACAAGCCAUGAAUACGUCCUCACUGUUACUUGUGUUUGUGUAUCAGCACUGUGCUGCUGAUGUACUGUUAUGUGCCUUAAUUAUAAAUAAAUGCCCUUGAGCACAGACACAA